Messenger RNA from Penicillium malachiteum, 1014 nucleotides. RefSeq lists its product as uncharacterized. The coding region runs from base 1 to 1014 and encodes 337 amino acids. Lineage: Eukaryota; Fungi; Ascomycota; Eurotiomycetes; Eurotiales; Aspergillaceae. Gene Ontology annotation, molecular function: nucleic acid binding. The record is from RefSeq and is a predicted model, not a curated record. The transcript is spliced from 2 exons.
AUGCCGCAAACGCCGCGGAAACACGUCGAAUUAGACGCCUACACACACACGCAAAUAUGCACUUUGAAGCAUACAGGCUUGACAUACAAGCAGCUACAACUUCAUUUUCCAAAUAUACCGUUUGAUACGCUCAAAUCGACGGUUCAACGUGCGAAAAAUCGUGUUAAAAAUGAGACCUCGCCGCGAUCGGGUCGACCAAAGAACAUUACCGAUAUGGAUAAAGCAGUACUAUUUGCUGAGAUUGAUCGCAAUCCACGUCUCAAAAUAGUCGAUUUGAUUGCUAAGCUUGAGGUUGAAUGCUGUGCUAAGACCUUAAUGAACUGUCUUCGUGAGUGUAGCAUGCGUAAAUGGCGUGCUCUACGUGUCCGAAACUACACUCCUGAGCAGUGGAGAAGGAUCUUCUGGUCUGAUGAAUCAAUAAUUGAGCGAGAGAGGGGUGCGUGUCCUGAAUGGACCUUUACACGACCAAGAUACCAGAUUGAAAAGCAAGAUAUUCAGACCUACCCUUAUAAAGGGAUUAAAAAGAUGUUUUGGGCUGCAUUUUCUGGUAUGAGGCGUCGUUUUGGGUUAAUACCUUUAUCGAGGGACCCUGAUGCAGCACGUACUGGGAUUACUCAAUGGGUUAUUCUUAAGCUUUAUCAACAAAUGUUACCAACUUUAAUGGAUGGAGUUGAGGGUGCGAUUUUUAUGCAAGAUAACGCACCAACAUAUACCGCUUAUGUUGUACGUGACUGGCUUGCUGAGCAGAGCUUUGAGCUUAUGAUUUGGCAUCCUAAAUCACCUGAUUUAAAUCCUAUUGAGAACCUAUGGGCGAUAUUAAAAGCAAAGCUUUAUGGUGAGCAUAAAGAGCUUUAUCAUAUGCCAGAUAAUGAGGCUAUACGGGAUCAGAUGAUUAUUUGGGCCCAAGAGGCUUGGUCUAGUAUCGAUCUAUCAAUUCUUGAUAAUUUGGCCGUGACCAUGCCUCACCGCGUCGAGCAAAUUAUCAAGUAUGAGGGCUGGUACACUAGCUAUUGA